UUAAUUUUUUUUCUUCUUCUUCUUUGAUAAAUGAAAUGAACACGUGUUAAUCAAUCAUUUUUUUCUUUUUCCUUCAUGAUCAAUCUAUUUGGACUAUAGUGAAAACUUCAACACAAUUUCUAAUCAAUCAACAAACAAACAAAAAAACAUUAAAGAACGAUAAUCAUAAAUGAUCUUUAUAAUUGAUCUCAAUAAAAUUACUUACAAAUCGAAGAAAGAGAGAAAAGAAAAAAGUAAAAAUCUGGUCAAAAAUCAUCGUUUUUUUUUCUGUUACAUCUAGUCAACAAUUUUAUAUAUAAACAAUUUGAAAUAAUGUGGCUGCCUAAAAAUCUAGUUUUAAUGAUGAAUAAUGAUAAUUAUAAUGAUGAUAAUCAUCUUGAAAAUAUCGGCAUUUUUCAAAACGAUAAAUGUUGUUUACAUAAACGAAGACGAUUACGAUUACGACGACAACGACAAUUACAUUCAUCAUUAACAUUAACAUCUUCAAGUCAAUGUUCGAAUUAUGAUGAUAAUCAUCAUAAUAAUAAUAAUAAUAGACAAAAUUUAUCUGUGACAAAUGUGCCAAAUACUAAACAAAAACAACCGAAAAUGAAUAUAUUAUUUUUAUUAUAUUAUUCAAUAUUCAUAUGGAUUCUAUCAUCAUCAUCAUCAUCAACAUCAUUAUCAUUAAAUUUGGUCGAAUCAAUUUCGAUGCCUAUCAAUAAAAAUAAUAAUUUACCAUUACUUGCCGGAACAUUACGUACAUAUCAAGUAUCGGCAUGUGACAAUGAAGAAUUACAUUUAGAAUGUGAUUCACGUACUGUUGUUAGUAUUGUUGUUGCCAAUUAUGGACAGCCUGUACCACAACGUCAUAUGUGUUAUAGACGGCGACCAUCAAAUGAAUGGCCAAAUUCUGAUCGAAUUCAGCAAAAAUCAACUAACGAUACAUCAUUGUCAUUGUCUUCGAAUCGAUGUACAGAAGCCAAACAUCUAUGGUAUAAAUUUUUGCUCAAAAUUGAAGAAACUUGUCGUGAACAACAUCGAUGCGUUUUACGGGUAAAUGCAACCAAUCUAGGUUUUAAACAAGAUCCAUGCGGUAAUGUGAUUAAAUUUGCUGAAGUUGCUUAUAAAUGUCGACCAAAUCAAUUUAUCAAUAAAAUUGCUUGCGAAGGACGAUCAUUACGGCUACAAUGUAAUGAUAACAACAAUAAUAAUCAUCAUGAUGAUGAUCGAAUUGUCAUAUUUUCAGCAAUGUUUGGUGCUAGUUGGAAAGGUGUACCAGAAUGUCCGGGCAGUGCUAUCAAUCAGCUUGGACCAAGUGCCACUACAAAUAGAUUUCCAAAUCAAACAAAUAUUGAUACAUUAUGUCAGGAUCCAGAUACAUCGGAUAUUGUUCAAAGAAUUUGUCAAGGACAACGUAAUUGUACAAUAUUAGCCAAUUAUGAUAAUUAUAUUUUAACAUCAUCAUCAUCUUCGAAUCGAACGUUUGCCUUACCAACCUGUCCAAUUUUGGUAAAAUAUUAUCUGAAAGUUGUUUAUACUUGUAUAUCAAAACAUAUGUUCCAAAAUGAUCAUCGUAUUGAAUCAAUAACAACGUCAACGUUAUCAUCGACGACAAUGAUGACGACAACGACCAUUGCAGAAACAACAGUGAAGCCGAUUAUUUCAUCAUCUACGAAUUUGAUUGAUGACGAUGAUGAUGAUGAUGAAAGUAUCCAUGAUAAUGAUUAUGGUGAUGAUGAUAGUGAUAAUCAGAAAUCAUCGUCUAUCAAUAAUGGUAAUGACAAUAUUUCACCAUCAAUUUCGUCGGUCAACAAUAAUAACAACAAAAAUAGAACAUUAUCUUCGAAUACAAAAUUGAUGAUGGAUUCGACAUCAAUAAUAACUAGUGGUAAAUCUUGGCGAACACGAUUACCGCAUCAAACUUCUUCGGGUACAUUUUCUGGUGACAAUAGUAAUCAAGUGUUGAUGGAUAAUCCAAAUCAACAACAUCAUCAUUUAGCUAUUAAUUGUACUGAAUUGACUACACAAAUGCAAGUUGUUGGAUUCAUAUCUGAUUGGAUUUCGGCUAUUGGUUUUGUAAAAAGAAAUCAAGAAUUGUUUGUGUUAUAUCUACUAGUCUCAUUAUUUGGAUCUUUAGUAUGUUUUCUGGCAGUAUUAUCGGCACGAUUAUAUUAUCAAAAAGGUGUGGCUGUAAAAAAAAUUCGUCAAGAACAUCAACAACAAAGAAAAUUUGUACCACAAUUUGAUUUUGAAGAUGAUCUUGAUGAUGAAGAGGAAGAGGAUGAUGAUGAUGAUGAGGGUGGCAGGGGUGGUAAUGGAAAUCAACAAGCCACUGUAGCAGGCGAUCAUGAAGAAACACAACAUAUAAUGAAGGAUAACCAUCGACGACCUUCAUCAAUGCAAACAACAUCGAUUGGUCGCUGCGAUUAUGGCCAAUCAACAAAACGUCAAUCAAUGACAGGUAUAAUUGGAAGUUCUACCACCACACCCACUAUGACUACUACUAUUACUACUUCUUCGGCUAUUGCAUCAACUCCUAGUGGUGGUGGUUACAGCACUAUUCGUCGACCACAUUCAGGUCAUAUAUCAGCCACAUCCGGUGGUCAAUCAUCAACCAUAGCUGGACAUGGUCAUUAUCAUCCUUCUUUUCCACAUCAACAAACUACUGGUACGAAACCAUUGAUUUCAACAUUGGGUCGAACCAGGCAUCAUCAACAUCAUCAUAAUAAGCCUUCAAAUCCAACAGUACGUUAUUCGGGUACGACAACUCGAACAUCAUUAUCAGCAUCUCCCAAUACAAUAACAACAACCACUACAUCGCCAAAAAGUAUUCUACGUGAUAGUGCCGUACAAACACCUACACCUAUGUCAAUGAUGGUAAUGGAUUUGCCAUCAUCAUCACGACCACCGAUAACUACAGCAACUACUAGCAUAUCUACCAGCCCGAAUUAUCGUGGUACAACAAUAUCAUUCGAGAAUGAUCAAAAAAUUUCUACCAUUGAUAUGAUACCACCGCCACCACCUCCGUUACCACCGUCACUUUUAUCAGCUGAAUUGAUGACUACUGGAUCGAAUUUGAUACAAUCAUCAUCACCAUUGAUGAUGAUGAUUGAUAGUCCAAUGGUACCGUGUGAUGUAUUGUAUCAGCAAGUGGUUAGAUGUCCAAAAUUUCCAAUAACACCUAAUUGUAACAACACUAUUGAGCCUUAUGGUAUGCCUACAACAAUAACAACCAAUUCGAAUAUAACCGGAAAACAGCAACACCAACAACAACAUCCAGCUAUAUCGACGGUGACGACAACACCCAUUAUUCAUAGUCAGCAACAACAACAUAUAUCAUUAUCAUCUUCAGAUGAACAAACUGCCGAAUCUAAACUGUUGUCGAGUAAUUUAGCCAAUUUUCUUGUUUGAUUGUUUUUCCUGCCUUCUGGUUUUAUUGCACACUUCAUUUUAUCGCCAAAUUAUCAUUUACGUUUCUGUUCUUCUUUAUUUUUAUCCGAAACAACUACCUUGUCAUUAACUGUAUUAUGGAUA
This is a messenger RNA of Dermatophagoides pteronyssinus (European house dust mite), 3516 nucleotides long. RefSeq lists its product as uncharacterized. Lineage: Eukaryota; Metazoa; Arthropoda; Arachnida; Sarcoptiformes; Pyroglyphidae. Gene Ontology annotation, molecular function: carbohydrate binding. The record is from RefSeq and is a predicted model, not a curated record.